AGUACCGACCCGUCUUGAAUCCAACACCAACCCACGCCCCCAACUUCCAACCCUGCCCCGGUGCCCUCUCUCCCUCUUGAGUUGCGUGUGCCUAAAAGCGACUCUGGUCUAGCGUUAAGGCGUGAAGAACGAAACAACUCACCUCUCUCUCAGAGCCCAGUUGUCAGCUCGUCGAAUCUGUGAGCUGAAAACUCUAAGAGCGCUCAGUGGUCGGUUAUUCAUGAAUCUGAAAUUUGGAGGCGGCAGGCAGCCGACGGGUACUCCAUCGCUGCCCUGGUCUUGCGCCGUCGUUAUUGCUUCGCUUCUAGCCGGCGCCACCGUCGUCCACAACAUCUUCAAGCCUAAUCUCGCAUUGCCUCCGGUAGAGGUUGUUGAUGGGGCUGAGGGCAAGCAACCCGUAAAAGAAUGAAUGACUUCUCCACCAAAUUGAGACACAAAUGUGCUCGAUUGUGUCACUUCUCAUCAAGUUUGGACUACACUUCAUAGCUUAUUUGCAGCUCCUCCGCCCAUAUUUUGCAGACGCAGUAUCAAUUACCUACCCUUAAAAAAGGUUCUGAGUCUAUUACGGAGUAUCUCCACAAAGCCAAGUCUAUUGCAUCUACUCUGGGAGCUGCGGGACAGCCGCUAUCCUCCUCUGAAUUCAUCAUUUAUCUUCUUGCGGGUCUUGGAACGGACCAUGAGUCCAUUGUCACCUUGAUAACUACUCGACUAGAGCCAUUGACCCCUUCGCAGGUCUACAGACUACAGCUUUCUUUUGAAUCAUGAAUCCCGACUUGCCCAUCAUACUCAAUCCUUACUUUUUGGCCGUCAGCUCACAGCCAAUACUGUUUCUGUUCGACCCCCGGUAUCACCCUCACAGGGUCGUGGUCGAAAUUCCUCUUAUCGUGGUCGCAGAGGAGGCCGUGGUGGUAAUCGCGGUGGCCACUCGGAAUUAUUUUUCUCAAUGUCCAGAUAACCGCCCAGUUUGUCAAGUCUGCCAGAAACCUGGUCACAUUGCCAUGACGUGCUAUCAUUGAUUCAACCACUCUCUCCAGGCGUCUGCUCCUCCGGCUUUCUCAGCUCAUUACAGUCAUGCCUCACUCUCCAUUGCCUCUGGUGCUUGGUUUCCUGACACUGCUGCUACACAUCAUUUCACACCUAAUUUGUCACAUCUUACUUUGGACACUGCCAGUUAUCAGGGCUCUGAGCAAGUGAGCAUCGGGGAUGGCUCUACUCUUCCCAUCCAGAACAUCGGCUCUGCACACCUUCAUUCUCCUUUGGCAAAUAUCUUCUUGGCAAACUUCUUCAUGUUCCUUCUAUUACACGCAAUUUACUUUCUGUCCGUCAAUUUUGUUUUGAUAACUCUGUAUUUUUUGAGUUUCGGAUUUGCAUACCAGGCGGUGCUCCUCCAGCGCCAUGUUAAGGACGGUCUCUAUGUCCUACCUUCAGAUGCUUCGGCCACUCCAGCUACUCCUUCCUCCGUGUCUUCCUCCUCCCCACAUGCUCUUCUUGGUGAAACCAAUCCUCCCCCAGAACUGGCAUUCUCGGUUGAAUCACUUCACGUCAUUUUAGUAGAUUUAAAUAUUAGUACAUAAGGAGAAUUGCGUCUUUGCAAGUCUUUCUAUUUGUACCCGAGACUGAAAACUUUGGUGCAUGGCUCUUUUCCCUUGAAUCGCUUCUCCGGGCAAGAUGGCUAAGCCGGACAACCAAGCCGCCAUGGCCGGUUCAUUUUGGGUCCGAUGUAAUUGACUUUGAUGGGUAGCGUGAUUUAUCGGAAUAACCCGGAGUUAACCGCGUGGGCCCUCGCCCAACACGCACUUUUUGAUUCCCUACCUUUGCCAACCACAUCAUCAUUAGAUGUCGUGAGACAGUGGCCAAGGGAGAACCAGUGUGUUCACACUGGGAAAAAUGAUACCGCCACGUGCACUCGACAGCGCGUGAUUCACCGGAUUUCACUUGAAAACAAAUCUCAAAAUUACGAAUACCCAACGAUUUCCCAUUCUCUACACUCAAAGCAAUUGGGAUUGAAAAACUAACUCAUAAUUUUUUAGAUAUAUUUUACAAUGAAUUUUACUCCUUUCUUAUUUUAUCAUAAGAGUUACGAAGAAGAAAGUAAAAUAUGUAAUAAAUUAAUGAAUAUAUUUUAAGUGUCUUUCGUGAUAUUUUUAAUAAUUAAAGUUUAAAACUUUUACAUUGGUGAUUUUAUGUUGAACCUUGAUAGGAUGGAAUUAGAGCUAAAUUCACUAUUUCUGAUUAUAUAAUCCGAGACCUUACAUAACCAAAAAGACAACUAAAUUUUAAUUUUUAUAUGUUUAAUCCUUUACUUUUUAAAAUUUUUAAUUUUAAUAUUAUUUGUUAAUAGAGAAAAAAUAAGUAAAUCUUCUUAUUUUUCUUUUCUUUUCUUUCAAACAAUUGAUUUGGAGUUUUAAGAAUAUCAAAUAAUAUUAUAAUUUUGAAACAUGCUUUGUUGUAUCAAAUUGUCAGUCGGGUAUGUAUUUUUUUUAAGAGAAUGUCAAUUAUUUUUUUUGAAAAAAUAAUUAUAUUAUGUAUAUAUACACACAUACUAUAUAUAAAAGUAUGAAUAGUAAAAAUCAUUUUGUAAACAAAAUACCUUUAUCUUUUUAACUAACUUUUCUAAAAGAUGUAAUUGUAAAUCAAUUUAUUGACAAAAGUAUUCUUAUUUUUAAAAGUAAAUUUCUAUAAACCAACAUUUCUAUAAAAAAGUAAUUUUUUAUAUUAUAUAAGUAUAUGAGUAGUGUAAAUCAUCUUAUUAACAAAAAUAUUCUUAUUUUAUUAAAUUAAGAUCAAAUAUUCUUAAAAGAAGUAAAUUUUUAUAAUACAUAUAUAAAAUAAUUCAAUAAAAAUUAAAUUAAAUAACACAUUUGGAAUGUCUAGAACUUAAUGUUUGAACUUAAAGAAAAAAUUUUAUUUAAUUGAAAAAUAAAUUAAACUAAAAUCAUAUCUAUCCAUACUAUAAUAAUAAAAGUGUAAAUAGAGUAAAAUAUUUUGUGGCGAAAAUAUCCCUAUGAUUAAAAGCAAUACAAAAGAGUGUUGUUAAAAGAAAAUAAAUUCAACCAAAAUCAGAUUAAGUUACAUUUAUAAAGUUUUGUUUAGAUAUGCUAAAUUUUCAUCUAAAAAAGGAAACUCUUAAUAGCAAAAAAUAUAUAAAAGUACAAAUAUAUAAUUUUGUAGAUAAAUAUUAUUAUCUUUUUAGAAGUAAAAUACUAUUUUUAAAAAAAUUAAAUUAAUUUAAAUAAGUAUACGUUCAAAAAUUUUAUUUUAAAUAUGUCAGGAUUUGGACCUAAAAAUUUUAUUUUAUUCAAAGAAUAAAAUAGAUAUAUUAUAAAUAUAAAACAAAAUAGGUAAAUUUCUCCAAUGCCUUUUAAAAGGUAAAUGGUAAAAGAAAGGGUUGUGACCAUCAUAAGCCAUGUGAUGAGUAAGAGAAGAUGGCUUUCAAUAAUUUACUUUGAAUUUUAUCCAAACUUAAAUUUAAUAGUCAAUGCUUUUAAAUAGUACUUGAGAUAAAUGUCACCAUAAAAUUGGAGAAAAAAAAAUGCCCAUAUGUCCAAGCAUGAUAGAUUUUUUUUUUUUCCUACCAACUAAAUAGGUUGUAUCCAGACUCAUUUGUAAUAUAUAUAUUUUUUUUAUUUUAUUUAUUAUUAAUUACUACUAAUAAGAGAUUAUUGGUUGUUCAAAAAAUACAAUUAGACUACUUUAGAUUUUUUUAAUAUAUUAAAUAAUAAUUUUUAGUUAAAAAGUAAAGAGAUAAAAAGAGAGAAGGCAAAUUAGUCAAAAAAAUAUAAGAAUAAAAUGUUAGCGAGAUUUUUUAAACUGUCAUCAACAUUAUUUAUUAUUAUUAUUAUUAUUGUAUAGUAUAAUACAUUACUUCCGAUAUUAUUUUGCAUUUUCAAAAAUUUUGUGAAAUUUAUUAGGGGCUAUUAAUGGCAUUAAAAUAAAAUAGAUUCUUUGAAUGUUGUCAUUUAUAAGGAUAGGUACAAAAGAUGUGCAUUUACUAUAAACUAGCAACAUUAAAUAAAUAAAAUUGCAGCGAGCCGGUCCAACUGGCAUCAUUGUCAAUUUUUAGGAAAAAUCAAGUCAAAUUAUGGCUAAUUGGUAAUUCCAUCGUCUUCCUUAAAACUCUCUCACGUCAUUCAUUGAUUCUCAGCCAUUGAAGCCAGCCUCCAAACCCAGUACAAAUUUGGUAAUUUUCGCAUCUUUUUCUUUCCGCGUCUGCCGACAUUAUCUAUAAAUACCUCUGGCAACUCCAUCUCCCCCGUUCCCUCCUCUCCUUCUCAUACGUCCCCGGCCCCAACAAUGGCGACCACCAACGCUCCACAGCCGUCCGUACGCCACCUGAUCCUCCUCAUCUCCGCCGUCUUCCUCCCCACCGCCCUCUCCAUCGGCGUCAACUACGGCACUCUCGGCAACGACCUCCCCCCGCCCGCCCAGGUCGCCUCCUUCCUCAAGACCCAGACCACCAUCGACCGCAUCAAGCUCUUCGACACCAACCCCGACAUCCUCCGCGCCUUCGCCGGCUCCGGCAUCUCCGUCGCCGUCACUGCCGCCAACGGCGACAUCCCCGCCCUCGCCAAGCUCUCCAUCGCCCAGUCCUGGGUUGCCAACAACAUUUCCCCUUUCCACCCCAAAACCCGCAUCUCCCACGUCCUCGUCGGCAACGAGAUCAUGGCCACCGCCGACAAGAACCUCAUCAGCCACCUCGUACCCGCCAUGCGCACCCUCCACGCCGCCCUCAAGCUCGCCGGAAUCACCGACAUCUCCGUCACCACUCCCCACUCCAUGGGCAUCCUCGCGGUGUCGGAGCCCCCCAGCCUCGGCCGCUUCCGCCGCGGAUACGACAAGGCUGUGUUCGGACCCAUGCUCCAGUUCCUGAAAGAUACCAAAUCGCCCUUCAUGGUUAACCCGUACCCGUAUUUCGGCUACUCGCCCAAGAUGGGCAACUACGCGCUGUUCAAGAGGAACCCUGGAGUGCACGACAGGUUCACCGGGAUUACGUACACCAACAUGUUCGACGGCAUGAUGGACGCCGUUUACUCGGCGAUGAAGGCGUUGGGGUACGGUGACGUGGAGAUCGCAGUGGGUGAGACGGGGUGGCCGUCCGUGGCGGAGCCCAACCAGCCCGGAGUGAGCCCGCAGUUCGCUGCCACGUAUAAUGGGAGGCUGGUGUGGCACGUGACCUCCGGGAAGGGGACGCCGUUGAUGCGCGGCCGGAAGUUCGAGACUUACCUGUUCGCGUUGUUCAAUGAGAAUCAGAAACCCGGUCCGACCGCCGAGAGGAACUUUGGGCUGUUUAGACCGGACUUCUCUCCGGUUUAUGACAUUGGCAUUAUGCGAGGUUCACAGGGCGGCGGGCACAAAUUCAGUCCGACGCCGGCGACACCGGCCUCAGGGAAGAAAUGGUGCGUGGCGAAGCCUGAGGCCACCGACCCUCAGUUGCAGAGCAAUAUAAACUACGUGUGCAGCUUGGAAAACGUGGAUUGCAAGCCGGUUCAGGCAGGCGGUGCGUGCUUCAACCCCAACUCCGUCAGGGCACAUGCUUCCUACCUCAUGAACUCCUACUACCAGACCUCCGGCCGCCACGAUUACAACUGCGACUUUUCCCACACCGCCGUCCUCACCACCAUCGACCCCAGUACCCAAGGAUGCAAAUACGUGGCUUGAGAAGUUAAAGUUGCAUGGCAGCGUCCGUAUUAGAGAGUGGCAGUGCCCAUUUCAAGCUCUUAACCCUUUCUUUUAAAAAAAAAAAAAAAAAAAAUACUGAAAAAAGAGAAUGGGAGAUUUUCCAAUUCUCCCAUUACUAAUUUACUGCUCUGUUAAUUUACUGCGUUAAGUGUAUUUUUUAUAACGCGCCACCCGCUCACGGUAAAUGCACUUUGUGGCUCUGGGAAAAAAACAAAGAAAUAUUUCCAUGACAGUGUUAUUGUGGCUGCUAUUUUAGACCAUGUACAACGUGCUGUGAUUUUAUUGGUUAACUAAUUGACCAUUAAUUGAUUCUUGUCAUAAA
Molecule: messenger RNA, 6001 nt
Organism: Malania oleifera
Lineage: Eukaryota; Viridiplantae; Streptophyta; Magnoliopsida; Santalales; Ximeniaceae
Product: glucan endo-1,3-beta-glucosidase-like
Exons: 5
Coding region: 4294-5658 (454 amino acids)
Biological process (GO): carbohydrate metabolic process
Cellular component (GO): plasma membrane
Molecular function (GO): hydrolase activity, hydrolyzing O-glycosyl compounds
Source: RefSeq, a predicted model, not a curated record